Symbiodinium sp. CCMP2456 is the source of this 732-nucleotide messenger RNA. The record is from the annotation of a GenBank genome assembly. NCBI's taxonomy places the organism in Eukaryota, Dinophyceae, Suessiales, Symbiodiniaceae.
AUGGCCGGCUCGAGUGUUUGGGCAGAGCUCUUCAACUCCCUGCCGGAGCCGCAAUCGGACUAUCCACCCUUGGAUGAAAGGCCUUUUCCGGAGCGUUUCACCGACGACUUCUUCAGGGACCGCCUGCCGGAGCUCGAGUUCCGCCUCGAGGAGGCAUGUGUCAAGGGCAAUAUCCAGGAGGUGCACGACCUUAUCCUCAAGGGUGCGAACAAGAAUGCACCGCUGGAUAAGGAGCUCAAGACGCCGCUGAUGAUAGCUUGUCAACUUGGCUGGUUUCACUUGGUGAAGUGGCUGGUUGAGUUUGAGGGAGUGGACAUGGAUGGGCCGAUUUCCAGAUGCGGGUUCAGAGCCAUCGAUUAUGCCGGGAAGGAGCAAUUCCGUUGGCCGAACGAAGAGGUAGAGAUCGCUGAUUACCUGAGGAGCAUGGGUUCCAACUACACGUGGUGGGGUGCGUGCUUCUCUGGCGACAUCGAGCGCAUUGACGAAUACCUUCAGAACGGCCAGGACGUCAACGAGAUCAACCCGGUCCUGUGGAAUUACAACGCAGUAGACUGUGCCAUGCACGGAGGAUGUGGCAAGGCUGCCCAAUUUCUCGUUGCCCGUGGCGGCAUCAUCACGGUAAGAAACUGUCAUAUUCCGGUCUGGGAUGACAUGCUGUGGAGCAUUGGGCGUGGCGAUGCCUUUAUGUAUAAGGAGUGGGGCCUCGAAGAAGGAAGCUUCACCAAGCUCUGA